UACUGACUCACUCACAGAAUGCAGAGAUUUGACUGGCUGAGGAGCAUCAUGUCAAACAAUUUACAAUGCAUGCAAUUGGUCUGUGAUUUUCCUGAGCAGCUAAACCAGUUGGCGUAAAGGCCAGAAAGGCUGCGGCAGUUAAAAUAAUAAUGCUUCAUCAAAGUUUAGCAAUACUCAGUCAUUUAUUGGUUAUAGAUUCGGGUCCGGAUUGGAUGGUGUCUAUGUCCGGACCCGGACCGUGGUCCACCUAUGAGUGACCUCUGAUGUAGAUGUAAAGAUUGUUCAACAUUCUGGGAAACAACCGGCUCACUGUAAUCCAACAUCCAACAGAGUUGAGUGGAAGGUAUUUAAGGUGUACAAAUUAUUGUAAAACUGGGCAGCACUUCUAGUUCAGUGGAUAAUGCUUCCGCCUUGCAAUAACAGGGUUGAGAGUUCGAGCCUGGCUGUCAGCAAAUUGCGGUCUCACUCAUUACAGGUGGUUUUAGUCAUAUUGAAUGCCACUGACUUUCAAACUGGACCCUAACCACCAAUACGUACAAAACACAGUCACUCCUUGAAGAUAACAAGAAAGUGCAUACUUAACUGUAAAUCUUCCCCAACAACCCUUCAUCUGUAUCUACCUCAGAAUUCUUCACCCCAUCAAUACAUUGCUGACCCUCAAAUUACUGUCUCCAUUUCAAAAAACUCAACUAUUAAACUGUGAGGUGCCCUUAUCAACAGCAGAAGCCAUGGCACGGAAAAUCAGCAACGGCAAGGACAUUUCCUCCAGCCUGGACCAUGACAACUCCACUAAGGUGCUGUGGUCAGGGUUCAAUAGAUCAGCAAAGUUACACGAUACUCAUAAAAUACACCGUGUGGUCACACCAACAGACUGAGCCACCGGAAGAUAACUUGUUUCAUCUCUGAAAUGAAUGUCAAGAUUCAAGAUAUUAACAAAGAAAUUAAAUCAUACCAUGAUACAACAAAUGAAUGGAAGUCAAAGUUUACAGCUGGACCAACGCAUAAAAAAACCAAGACAUGAAUCCUGGAGAAAAUCGGGGCUUCGAAGAGGUUAGACAUUCAAAAACUGCAAACCCUUGUGCCAAUUUCACAGCAAAUCUGGAUUGUUCAGAUGUGACGAAGAGGACUCAGUUGUUAAUUGACAGUUGGGAACAAAUGACAAACUGCUGUGACAAAACAGAAAUGUAUAAUCGCUUGAUGGGACUGCUUCCAUCUAAGGGAGAGGAAGAUGGUAAUGAUGCUGUGUGUUCUGAUACAGUACGGCAAUGGCAUAUCAAAGAUUUCAACAGAAGAGAACCUGAAAGAGACAAACAAUUUGCAUAUGCCAUGGUCCUCUUGAAGGACAACAGCAGAAAGGAUUUUCCAGCAGUUCAUCCAGAAUUUCAGAAGAAGAAGAAAGAGUCUGGUGCCCUGCGCACCAAAGCAGACCAAAGGAGACCGACCAUCAGAGCAUCAACACACAGUGAAGAGAUUGUAAUCAAACAACUGGAUGAUUAUCUACAGCACAAUGGGAUGAUGGUGAAACACAUUUUGAUUUAUACACUUAAUAGCCCGUGUUUGAAAAGGGGAGACCAAAUUGUCCCUUGUAUGUUUCAGCUUUUACACAAAGCCCAUGAAUGGCGUCAGCAUUAUGAAGUUUGUACUGAUGUGGCAUUUACAAAGUUUUGGGGACUAAGUGGUCCAAAUUAUUUUAAAUAUCUCAACUAUUCUACCAUCUCAUGUCCUGACAGUCCUUUUCAUUCACAUAUUGUGAAAUGCAAGGACGUCCCUUUCAAACUGGAUCCUAAGAAUCUGAGGGACAUUUUCAACAAGAGUGAUAUCAGCAACACUCUGUCACAUGUUAAAGACACGGAUAAGAACACACUCCGCAGGGGCAUUACAUCUGCUCAAAAAACCCUUGUGAACCUGGCAGAAACUUCAUUUGGUCUGCGUGGCGAUCAUUUGGACCGGGGAAAGCAGACAAUUGGUUCUUUGACUUUUCUGCCAGCAGUACACCACAAAGUUUGUGAAAAAUUACAGGAGCAGUGGAAAGAAAUGAUCAGCAACAGUUCAAUGACGCCCAUCAGAGAAUACAUCGCUGAAGAAUUCAACUGUGCUGUAGUCCAUCAUUUCAAAGAACAGUUAAAGUCAUUUCUGGGGAACAGCAGCCCACUGCAGCUUCACCGCAUUCCUCGCAGGUCACCAAACAGCCUGUUAAGAGACUGGGGAGGUGGUAUAGAGCCCAACUGAAUGACAAGUGUGAUGGAGAUGUUUAACCACGCAGAGAGGCGGCUACGAGCCCUGGAGAAGAGUGGCCUUUCAGGGAAGUGCAAGACCUGCGGCUACCAUCAUGGAGUCUUUCCCACACCUUGGUGGACACUGCUGGUACAUGAGGCUCUCUGGUCAUCAGCAGAGACUGUCCAUCCAUCCAUCCAUCCAUCCAUCCAUCCAUCCAGUUUCAACUGCUCAUGCGGGCUGCGUCGCGGGUUCAACAGGCCAAGCAAAGCAUCACAGACGUCCCUCUCCCCAGCAAUGCUUUCCAGCUCCUCCUGGGGGACCCCAAGGCGCUCCCAGGCCAGAUGAGACAUGUAAUCCCUCCAGCGUGUUCUUGGUCUGCCCUUUCCAAGUCCACAAAGCACAUGUAGAUUGGAUGGGCAGACUCCCACGACCCCUCCGUCAGCCUCGCAAGAGUAAAGAGCUGGUCCACUGUU
Molecule: messenger RNA, 2690 nt
Organism: Epinephelus moara (kelp grouper)
Lineage: Eukaryota; Metazoa; Chordata; Actinopteri; Perciformes; Serranidae
Exons: 2
Coding region: 1018-2229 (403 amino acids)
Source: RefSeq, a predicted model, not a curated record